Molecule: messenger RNA, 525 nt
Organism: Cricetulus griseus (Chinese hamster)
Lineage: Eukaryota; Metazoa; Chordata; Mammalia; Rodentia; Cricetidae
Source: RefSeq, a predicted model, not a curated record
CACUUCUCAAGCUCUGAACUAGGAGGGGAAUUCGAGUUCAUGGAUGAUGCCAACAUGUGCAUCGCUAUUGCAAUCUCUCUCCUCAUGAUCCUGAUAUGUGCUAUGGCUACUUACGGAGCGUACAAGCAACACGCUGCCUGGAUCAUACCGUUCUUCUGUUACCAGAUCUUCGAUUUCGCCCUGAAUACCUUGGUUGCCAUCACCGUGCUUGUCUAUCCAAACUCCAUCCAGGAGUACAUACGGCAGCUGCCUCCCAGCUUCCCCUACAGAGAUGAUAUAAUGUCCGUGAAUCCUACUUGUCUGGUCCUUAUUAUCCUUCUGUUUAUCAGCAUUGUUUUGACAUUUAAGGGUUACUUGAUAAGCUGUGUUUGGAGCUGCUACCGAUACAUCAAUGGCAGGAACUCCUCGGAUGUCCUGGGGUACGUUACCAGCAAUGACACCACGGUGCUUUUGCCUCCGUGCGAUGAUACCACUGCUGUGACCGGCACUGCCAAGGAGCCACCACCGCCAUACGUGUCUGCCUGA